UGCUUCUAAACCGGAAACCACGCUUCAUGCGCGUAGCAUUCUGGGAAAUAAACAAUAUGUCAGCGCCCAUGACUAAUGCGUAGCUCAUGUAUUCAAGAUGCAUGUAAUACAUAUAUGAUGCUAUCAAAAAUAGACAUGAUGAUAUUAAGGAGAACUUUGGGUUCAAAUUCACUUUUCUCACAGGACUUGGCUCUACGUUAUAUUUGCCCAGUUAAAGGUGUGGCGGUAUUUUCAACUUGGAGUUCAUUUUGUUUUGGAAAAGACUUGCCAAAGAGAGAAAGGAGAUUGCAGAUAAGAGAACCAAGGAAAGUUAUAUUUUCACAAAAACAUUGGUCAUGUCCACAAAAGCUUGAUCAAAAGAGAUGGCUCUCUUUAGGCACAUACAGUGACAAUGCCCAAAGCAAGAUGUUUGCAAACAAAUGCCUUUAUCACGAUUUUUCUGGUAAAUGUGCAUGUAACAGAACAUAUAAAAUAAGAUUUGCUUUACAUAAAAGGACCAAUGUUAUGUACAAAGAUUCAUUUUUUCAACAAGAAAGGAAAUACAGCAAAUCGAAUCUAUAUUUACCACAUUUAACAAGUGCUUCAAUUUUAAUGUCUUCAGUCAAGGCUAAGCAAAGUUAUAAUUGUCAACAAGAAAGAACAAAAAUGAAGACUGCAAAAGAUUUGUUUGGAUUCUCUUUAAAUGAUAAAGAAGUAAGAAGAGUUUUAGAAUGCACCUGCAGAGAAUAUGAGCAAAAUGAGGAGGUGCUGGAAAAGAGCUAUACCAAUUUUGAUUCUGGAGAAAAGAGAAAUGCAAGAGAAAAUCUUUUAAGGGAAGCUUCUCUAGUUGAGAAAUACCUGGAAUUUAUAGAAAAAGAGAAUGAAUUGAAAGAAAUGGAUAAAAUGCUAAAAGAAGAUGGAAAAGAAGAUAAAGAUAUAGCAAAGAUGUUAAAAAAAGAAAAAGAAGAAAAUCUGAAAGCUAUGGAUAUACUUGAAAAGGAGAUACUGACACUAUUGGUUCCACCAAACACUGGUCCCACUGACGACUGUGAUGUAAUAAUGGAGUUCAGUUCAGGGGCUGGUGGACAAGAGGCCAUGUUGUUUUGUGCAGAAAUUUUUAGUAUGUAUCAGAGAUAUGCUGCAUACAAAGGAUGGAUAUUUGACAUCAUACGCUAUGAGACCCAGCAGUCUUCCUCUUCUGUUGUAUUGAGUAAAGCUAGUGUGGCUGUGUCAGGCCCUGGUGUGUAUAGAUGUUUGAAAUAUGAAGGUGGGGUGCACAGAGUGCAGAGGAUUCCUCUCACUGAGAAAGGAAGUCGGAUUCACACCAGCACCAUGUCUGUUGCUGUUCUGCCACAGCCCUCAGAUAUUGAUGUGCAGUUGAACUCUUCUGACUUGGAGAUCCAGACAAUGCAUGCUUCAGGUCCUGGAGGACAGCAUGUCAAUAAGACAGAAAGUGCUGUAAGAAUAAAACACAUACCAACUGGCCUGGUAGUCAGUUCCCAGCGGGAGCGAAACCAACAUCAAAAUCAAAGCCUAGCGUUGAAGAUGCUAAGAUCUAUGCUUUACAACAAAGAGCUUGAAGAAAGACAGAGCAAAUUCAACUCACAAAGAAAACUACAGGUUGGUGGUAUGGACAGAUCAGAAAAAAUACGCACGUACAACUUCCCCCAGGACAGAAUCACAGACCAUCGUGUCAAGGAAACCUUUCAUGGGGUUGAGGAUUUUAUGGAGGGAGGUGUUGCUUUAGAUGAUAUAGUGGAGAUUCUGCAGCAGGAGGCCAUGAAAGAGAGAUUAGCAGAAAGAUUAAAGGAAUAUGAAAAUAAUCAGCAGCCUAAAAAGAAAUCCUCAUAAUAUUAUUUGUCUACAGUUAAAAGCUGUUUACUGGUAUUGCAGCAACAUAACCUUCUUGCUUUCUGCCUUUAACAACUGUAAAUUAAAUUUAUCCCCCAAAGUGUACAGAAAAAAGUACUCUGGAACAUCAGCCUGGCUUCAUACUCUGAUAGCAUGAAAAGAAUAGGAAGAAUACCCUCUAUCUACAGUAUUCGUUUACUGGAUAUAAAAUAUGUCAAACAUCCACAAUAGGUGUUUCCAGCCAAUUAAUUAAUUAAUUAAUUGCUGGUGUACUACUCUCUGCUAGGGCUGCAAAUAAUUAUGUUCACUUUUUUCCAACGCGUCCCUGUAACUUUUGUCCAGAUGGAAGCAAGUAAAACUGCAUGCAUGCAGAUGAGAUUGUAUCUGCUCUGCAGGAGCUGGGCUUCUUGCUGAUAUGAUAAAUGUUUGUUAAGCAACCUGGCCCCUGUAACUCAAAAGCAUCGCGUAUUGCGAAUAGCAAUAUCACAU
This is a messenger RNA of Lingula anatina, 2319 nucleotides long. Its product is annotated as peptide chain release factor 1-like, mitochondrial. Gene Ontology annotation, biological process: translational termination. Gene Ontology annotation, molecular function: translation release factor activity. The record is from RefSeq and is a predicted model, not a curated record. NCBI's taxonomy places the organism in Eukaryota, Metazoa, Brachiopoda, Lingulata, Lingulida, Lingulidae.